This is a messenger RNA of Photinus pyralis (common eastern firefly), 839 nucleotides long. RefSeq names its product periodic tryptophan protein 2 homolog. The transcript is spliced from 5 exons. Bases 74 to 808 code for a protein of 244 amino acids. The record is from RefSeq and is a predicted model, not a curated record. Gene Ontology annotation, cellular component: small-subunit processome; Pwp2p-containing subcomplex of 90S preribosome. Lineage: Eukaryota; Metazoa; Arthropoda; Insecta; Coleoptera; Lampyridae. Gene Ontology annotation, biological process: maturation of SSU-rRNA from tricistronic rRNA transcript (SSU-rRNA, 5.8S rRNA, LSU-rRNA); ribosomal small subunit assembly. Gene Ontology annotation, molecular function: protein binding.
GUAUAAUUUCGAUUUGUCAUGCUUGUUUUGCAGGUUAUGUUUAUUUUUGUGAGGGUGCACGAUACAAAUAAAAAUGAAAUUUUCAUACAAGUUUAGUAAUUUACUGGGUACAGUCUAUCGCGAAGGUAACUUACUGUUCUCUUCUGAUGGCAAUUCGGUAAUCAGCCCUGUUGGGAAUCGGAUCACCAUUUACGAUUUAAAAAAUAACAAAUCUUCCACACUACCUGUUGAAAGUCGUUACAAUUACACAGCUUUGGACUUAAGCCCAAAUGGUUGUACGUUAAUCGCUAUUAACGAGCAGGGCGAAGCACAUAUGAUUAGUUUAAUAUCACAGACCAUAGUACACAAAUAUAGAUUUAAGCGAAAAGUAAACACAGUAAAGUUUAGUCCGGAUGGGAAACACUUUGCCGUUUGCAAGGAAAAUAAUGUAUUCAUUUUUAAAGCUCCUGGGCCCUUCACAGGACAAUAUAACUCUUUUAUAAUGGAACGUGUGUUUCAUGGAACAUUUGACGAAACUACCUGUAUAGAUUGGUCUCAUGACUCAAAAAUGUUAGCAGUUGGCUCUAAAGAUAAAAGUACAAAAUUGUACCCAUUGGAUAAAUGGAAGAAUUUCAAAAUGUAUACUUUGGGUAGUCACACGGAUGUUAUUGUUGGUUGUUUCUUUGAGAAGGAUAGUUUUGACAUUACUACCAUCAGUCGUAAUGGUCAGACAUGUAUUUGGGAAUGUUCCGUGGAAGCCAAAGAUUUAGUGGCAGGUUCCGAUCCCCCAAGUAAGAAACGAGUGAGUAUUUUAAUACGUAGAUAUUAACAUAAGGAUAGCCUACAGAAAACGCCCAAGU